This is a messenger RNA of Priapulus caudatus, 968 nucleotides long. Its product is annotated as SET domain-containing protein 9-like. The transcript has a single exon. The coding region runs from base 24 to 791 and encodes 255 amino acids. NCBI's taxonomy places the organism in Eukaryota, Metazoa, Priapulida, Priapulimorpha, Priapulimorphida, Priapulidae. Gene Ontology annotation, molecular function: protein binding. The record is from RefSeq and is a predicted model, not a curated record.
GUGUGGUGUUCUAGCAUGCUUUCAUGUCUUGGCUACAGAAGAGCUGGAAGAAUUACCGACGCCGCCUGCUUCCAUGGAUUGCAUUUAAUGUCGAAGGAAGCUCCACCAGGCAUGCACGGCACGGUGACACUCUCGUCGCUAACCAGGUGGCCGUAAAUUUCCUGUACCGCCUUUUCGACGAUUUUCACAGACGGCGCAACGUCGAAAAUGAUCGCUCUCUGCGCGACCUUGCCGGCUUCUCUGUUGCUAGGAGUCGCAGCGGGAUUGUGGGAGCCGGCAGGGGCGUGUUUGUCACGCGUGGAUACGUGCGGGAAGGCGCGAUUGCAGCGCUGUACCCGGGCACGGUGUACAGAGGAUCGGAUCCGUUGUUCUUUCAGUCCCUCCGGAACUCGUUCGUGCUGCGGUGCAUCGACGGUCAGUGCAUCGACGGCCGCGAUUCGGGACUCUCCCGGCUAAUCUACAGGUCCUGCUCCAACCGAGAUCGUGUUGGUCACUUCCGACUCAGCGACCUCUCCUGGCUGACGGAGCGGCCCGUGAAUCCUCUCGCGGUCGGACAGUAUGUGAACAACGAGCCUCGACCGCGCAUGGCCAACGUUGCCUACCAGGAGGUGGACAUCGCCGAUGGUGCGCUGCCGGUGCAGCUGAUGCAGUACGUGCCCAACGUACCUUUUAGCCAUUCAGGAGAGUGGAGCGCGGAUCCUAGGAGUCUUAGAGUAGUGGCGCUCGUGGCCACGAGAGAUGUAGAAUGUGGCGCGGAACUCUUCUCAAACUACUUUACUCUUUUGCACUGAUGUGUUGCUUGCAAACUGGUACAGCCAUUAUCACUAUUCUAAACUAGUCGAUGGAUAGAAUGGUUAAUAAGUUUGUAGAUUACUGUGUUAUGCGUGGUGGUUGAAUGUAUUAUAUGAAGUAAUGGCUACGUUGUUCUUAUUCAUGAUAAUUUAAUAAAAUGUACAAACAAAAUUGAA